CUCUGCAAAAAAGGUCCGCGGUUUCCUGUAUGAUCAGCGCCAUCGAUCGUAGUCUGGGGUUUGUUCUUGAUCGUCAUUCUUUUUCAAAGGGUUAGAGAGUAGAACUGAUCUACAAGUAACUACUUCUCGUUGCCUCACGUAGUCCUCCGCCUCCACCAUGCUGCUUUUAUAGUAAAAGCGCUAGGUCGUCAACAACAAAAACAGUGCUCGUAGGUGUAUUAGUCACUAUCCCCUCGCGCCGAUCUCUUUGCUACCCCAUCCAACAAUUACAAAAAGAAUCAAGAUGUCGUCCACUUUUUCUGCCAAUAUCGGACGUAUGCUCCCCCUGCUCUUCGCUGGUGCAUUGGGUGCUGCGGGAAAUGGCCGUGGUCAGUUUCUGGCGCAGCGGGGCUACCCUACUCAGGUACCCUUGUACUUACCACGACAACUUAAGUGGACUUUUACCGCGACCUUGCUGAAUUUUUAUUGCCACUAAAGUGGUUCGAGAAAAUUUGAAUAAACUGUCCUCGUCUCCUCAUCUUCUAGACGAUGAGGAACAAUAACCAAGAGCAUACUUCUACGAGCCAUGAUGAGCAAGAUAAGAAACCACUAGGGGCGACCUUGUACUUGUUGUUGCUGCUACUAUAGCCAUAACAACACCAGAAUGGGUGGCAAUAUAAUUGUUACCAUUACUCCUGGCCACACUUGGUAGAGUAAGGCGGAAAAGCUUGGGGGCUGCACUGGCCAAACUUUGCCCUUGCAUGCCUAGUGCGGCCCAGACUUACGAAGGGGGCCGGGCGAUGUAUCGCGGCGCAGCUUCACGCGACUGGCCGGGGGUGAAGAAUCUGCAGUGCCCGGCCUCUUUAGCGAAGAGUAGGCCCCAAGGCUCUGAGGCCUGCAGCAGGAUCCUCCACGAGGGUUUUGAUAUGUAGCGCUACUCAGAGCAGGCCUCAAAAGCCACUGGCUGCAGGCUUUGGGGCCUGAAGGUCUCAGACUGAAUUUUGAGACUUUUCUUGAGUAGAGAAACUCAGACUAGCCCUCAAAAUAAAGCCACUGGUUUUUGAGGGGUCUCAGGCUGUAUAAAUUGUCUUGCGAGCAUCGGAUCCUCAGAGUGAAUAUAUCAUCCGCAAAGACCAGUGGUUUUUGAGGGGGUUUUCCUGUAGCUCUACUCACUGAGUAGGGCCAACUCAAUCGGUAGAGCUACCGGGAAAAGGGUCCAAAAGCGACUGGCUUUUGAGGAUGAUUUUCAAUUUGAGGAUCUGACGCAAGCCAAUUCAAUCGAACAGUUUGAGACUUCCAGGCCGCAAAAAGCAGCGGCUUUUGCGGCCUGUUCUGAGUAGCGGAACUCAACGAAAGUCGCAAGGUCAGGCUUGAGGCUUUUAGACCUCAAAACCCAGGGUGUUUUGAGGCCUGAUUUUGAGUAGCGCUACUCAAGAAAAGGCCUCAGGCUUGAACGUGCUGAAGCUAGAGGCACUCGGGUGGCCUCUGGGGCUUUUUGCUGGCGUUCUUUUGUCGGUUGUCUUGGUGUCAGUCCCUUCAUUAGGGCGGCCCAGGUUUUUCCGCUCGUUUUCGAGUGCUUUUCGCGAGUCAUGAUUACUUAUUCAUUUGAGAGCAAAAAAAGUAGGAUUUUUUAUUUCGUUUUCAGUCAUUUCGUAGUGGUUAGGACUCUACUGGCAACUAUACUUAGCACGAUAGCGCCGGCGCUUAAUUAGUUUUAGCAGAUAGGAGGAUGCUUGAUGGUAAUUACCCUUUUCGCUUUUCUAUCUUCCUCUGGUCUUUCUUUUUUCUAGUUAGGUCGGCUCCAGCACAGUUAUCACUUAGGGCUCUGGUAGUAACUAAGUGCUUACCUGGGGGCCGUAGGAGUUCCCUGGCGGUGCUUUCCAUCCAUCGGAGGGCCCGUCUCCCGGCGUCAGCUUUUCCCAACACAUUGCGCAGACCUCGCGCGCCUAGUGUUUGUAAGUCAUGCGUCCGCUGUCUUUUUUAGCAUAGAAAAUGACCGCGGCGACACAUAGAGGCCCAAACCGUUGAAGAGGUCGAUGCGCUAUACCGGGGGCCUUGGCGUCACAGUAUCAGAUAGUCACGGGGUGAGCACGUGCUGCCGGGCUGCGAGUGUGCAGGUAUUGUAGAUAGUGUAGUGGGAGCCGAUGGGGACCGCAGCGGCGUGCGCUGUGUGGACGUAGGGGCGCCGAGUGAAGUCAAGCGCAUCGCCAUGGGCGUGGUUUGGUAGUAUCUGCCGGGCCGCGGAUUCUGUGAGAGGUUCUAGGCAUAAGCUACGGCGUAAAGAAUCCGCGACAGGCCUAGGGUGGUACAGGGCUGGCGCUAGUGUUGGGCGUGGGUAUUCUGCUGCGGCUUCUGCGUGAGAGUUUGCAAGGCUAGCAGUAGAUGUAAAGUAGCGAGGGCCCUGCUCUCUGGUUCUGGGUUUAUUCGGUGAACCGGUACCCCAUAGCGAAUAAACCUGCGCACACAGCCAGAGGGCUGAGCACUCGCCGGAGGCGUUGCGCAGGGCUCUGGCCUGCUCUCGAAGGUGAGGCCUGUGGGGCUGACAGGACGGCGAUAGCGCUGGCGCUUGGUUAGUUUUGGCAGAUAGGGCGAUGCUUUUGCUUGGCGAUGGUUGCAUUUUUUCUCUUUUCUAUCUUCCUCUGGUCUUUCUUUUUCCUAGUUAGGUCGGCUCCACCGCGCUUAUUUUCCAAUCCUCUGACCACGUGGCCAGGCGUUCGCUGCUCCUAGCUCCUCGCCCGUGCUCGAAAUGCGCGGGCGUGCCCCGGAUGUCAACAAAACCGGCGAAGAAGUGGCCCAGGGCAAUGACAUGCUGCAGAUUGAGGCGGCCCCUGCUGCUUGGAAUGAAACCAGGGCGGACGCGGUGGGUCACGCGGGUGGGUUUUUUCAGCUGUCAGACUGUGGUUGUGGGUCCUCGGCGGGCUGCGAUUGUAGUGGAGAAGGUGAGGCGACACACCCAGAGCGGAUUAAAUGGGUCCACCGACUUGGAACGCAGACUGCAGAUGAAAAGAAGGCGCUUGAGGGUCUGUGCAAGCACGGCAAGUAUAUGGCCACGCGCGUCCUUACGGCGCUUAGCAACGGGUUUCAGGACGGCGAUUGUGUAAAACGCCUGGGGAAGUACUCCGGCCUGCUGCAGUAUGAGGGAGAUGAGGAGGAUGUGUGGCUGACUGUUUUCUGGAAGGAGAACGAAGUGGUGGAAUUUUAUCUAUUGCCGAAAGAGUACAGUAGACAGAUCAUCACGAGCAAACGCAACGAAAAAGGAAAACGGCAACGGGAUGCAACGUGGUCGAACCUUUGGGAGACGUACACGCGGCUGGUCGAGAUGGAAAAAUCCAGCAGAUCCAAGUGGGGGCGCCUUGUGCGUACGACAUCGGUGACGAAGCCCAUACCGGCUCCCUACAGCCCGCGCGGCCUCGCUUUUGGCUUUCAGCUGGCGCUGACCGCGAAGCUACCGCGCACCAUGUUGGAGGCCUGCGCAAACCUAGGGAAAGGCGGGUGGGCGAAGUUUUUUGGCCUUUUUAGAAGCAAGGCUCGGGUCGCGAUGGUGAAGAAGAGCUGCGCCGCGCUUCCUCCUGUCUUGACGAAGGCCAUCACAGAGUAUGAGGAAUUUCCAGGAGGUGGGUCAAGGGGGAUCUUCUUCCCGGGUGCAGAGUUGUCUCGUGGAGGAGGCACGAAAGUCAUCAGGGAGUUAUGGUACGAAAAAGAGGAGGAAGGGGGGAAGGGGCUAGACGCGGAUGCCGUCAGCAAGCAUGGGGAGUCUUCGGUGGUGCCGACCAUUUCCGUAGUCGGAACCGCGGAAAAAAGUGGUCUUACAUGUGCAUACAAGGGGCCCCCCCAGCUCGCUUGCCUCUUUCUCCAGGAUGAAAAGGGCGCGGCCUCGCUAGCAGGGGCUGGCCUCUCGGCUUCCCUGGUGCGUGUCUCGUUUCUGCAAAUGAAAUUCGUCGAAGCGUUGAUUAUCAUCUUCGCUAUUUUCUUGAUCUGUUUUAUAGGUUGGGCUUUCUGGAUGGCGGUGAAUGGGAAACUAGGCACACCAGCACAGCUUGAGGGGCGUUCGUAG
Amoebophrya sp. A25 is the source of this 4033-nucleotide messenger RNA. NCBI's taxonomy places the organism in Eukaryota, Dinophyceae, Syndiniales, Amoebophryaceae. The record is from the annotation of a GenBank genome assembly.